Phaedon cochleariae (mustard beetle) is the source of this 559-nucleotide messenger RNA. The record is from the annotation of a GenBank genome assembly. NCBI's taxonomy places the organism in Eukaryota, Metazoa, Arthropoda, Insecta, Coleoptera, Chrysomelidae.
AUGAAUGAAAUAUUUCGAAAAAAAGCAGUAGUAUUUUCACAUGGCAGAAACAGGGAUAUUCUCAAACCUAAUGUUUCCAGGACUUAAUAUGAACAACCACGGUUGUAAGAAGGAAGGAAUCAAAGUUACGUCAAAUUUACCGUUGCAGAUGUCGUUAUAUUUCAAUGUGGUGUUUGCUCCCGUAUGGGGCAUAGUUAUUCUUCUGUUUUUGGACAAAAAUUACCACACCUAUAAUGAUCUAUACAAAUAUAUCAUCAUAACAGUUGUGUGCACUGUCUUUAUCAUGGAAGUCGUAAGGUUAUACCUUGGUUAUGAAGGAAAUCUGAAAAUUAAGAUUCCAGAAUUGGCCGGAUUUUGGAUGGUAUCAAUUUUGUUGCAGUUUCCGCUCCAAUGCCUUCUUCUAUUCCACCCUUAUUUCAAAAUGUACAUUCUAGAAAAAGUUGUGCAAGGAAUUAUGUUACUGAUGUUAUCCAUACAACUAAUCUUUGGUUUCCAUGCAUUGAAGUACACUGCGACUGAACAAGCCAAAUAUGUUCAAAUGAAGAAACAGAACCAAUAA